GGCUAACGGCAUUUUGGGCUGUAUAAGUAGGGGCAUUGCCAGCAGAUCGAGGAACGUGAUCGUUCCCCUUUAUUCGACAUUGGUGAGGCCUCAUCUGGAAUACUGUGUCCAGUUUUGGUCCCCACACUACAAGAAGGAUGUGGAAAAAUUGGAAAGAGUCCAGCGGAGGGCAACAAAAAUGAUUAGGGGUCUGGAGCACAUGACUUAUGAGGAGAGGCUGAGAGAACUGGGAUUGUUUAGUCUCCAGAAGAGAAGAAUGAGGGGGGAUUUGAUAGCAGCCUUCAACUACCUGAAGGGGGGUUCCAAAGAGGAUGGAGCUCGGCUGUUCUCAGUGGUGGCAGAUGACAGAACAAGGAGCAAUGGUCUCAAGUUGCAGUGGGGGAGGUCCAGUGAAGUUUCGAAUCCUCAGUUUGGACGUAAACUUCGUUCCCAGUACCCGGAAGCUGCCCCUGGUGACCGUGCAGGAUCCCAGCGGGAACCGCAUCGCCCAGUGGCGAGAUGUGACUCCGCAGCAGGGCAUCGUGGAUCUGUCCCUCCCACUGUCUGCAGAGCUGGCCCUGGGGACGUACGCCAUCAACGUGCAGAGGACGUGGCACUCGUUCAGCGUGGAGGAAUACAUGCUGCCCAAGUGUGACGUGACCCUUGAGCUGCCCCCCGUGGUGAUGGUGCUGGAUGAGACGAUCCUGCUGCAAGUCUGCGGCCGAUACACCUACGGGAAGCCAGUCCUGGGGAGGGUCCAGGCCAGCCUUUGUCGGCAACAUUACUCCAUGUUUUAUUCUGAUACCAACCAAGGUGGGGAUCUGUGCGUAGAACUGACAGGCCAGACUGACCAAAAUGGCUGCUUUUCCAGAGAGGUGGGGACGGCUCCCUUCAACCUGACUCACUCUGGCUACGAGAUGAGUCUCCAGGCCAAGGCCUCUCUAGUGGAGGAGGGGACAGGGGUGGAGCUCAACGCAACCAAGAGCUGUGACAUCGUGUCUGAAAUCGCUACAGUGACCUUUGAGGACGAUGACGAUACCUACAAGGCUGGAAUCCCCUACACUGGCAAGAUGCUUCUGAAGGCAGCAGGUGGCUCUGUGCUGAAGACUGAGAAGCUGCAGCUCUUUGUUAGCUAUGGGGAUAAGAAUAAGAACCAGACCUUCCUGACCGACGAGUCUGGCAGAGCCUCCUUCGAGCUGGACACCUCCAGCUGGACCGGGUGGGUCACUCUGAAGGGGCGCUUCAAGCAGGUGGAUCGCAGCUCUGUGUAUGGAAGAGUCUCUCCCAGUUACCAGGAUGCCGAUCGUCACCUGGAGCCCUUCUACUCCAAGAGCCAGAGUUUCCUGAAGAUCCGCUCGCUGGGAGGCGUGCUGUCCUGCGACCAGGCCCAGCAGCUCCAGGUGGAUUAUGUCAUUGCUAAGGAGGCCCUAGGGUCCAGGAGCCUGGAUUUCAUCUUCCUGGUCGUGGCCAAGGGAGCCAUUGCCAGUAUCCUCCACAAGGGGCUGGACCUCAGAGAGGGGGCUGGGCUGAAGGGCUCCUUCUCCGUGGAGCUGCCCGUCGGUGCUGACCUGGCUCCCGCUGCCAUGGUGCUGGGUUACACAGUGCUGCCCGAUGGCGAGAUGGCUGCCGACCGCACCCAGCUGCACAUGGCCAAGUGCCUCCCGAACAAGGUGAAGCUGACCUUCUCGCGACCGGGCUCAGAGCUCCAGCUGCGGGUGCAGGCUGACCCCGGGUCCCUGUGCGCCAUCCGCGCCGUGGAUCAGAGCGUGCUGCUCAUGAAGCCCGAGGCCGAGCUCAGUGUCGACAUGGUCUAUAACUUGCUCCGCAAUUUUCCCCACGGAGGCUAUCCCACCGCAGAUCAAGUGUAUAUGCAAUGUGAUCAUACACACAUGAGUGAGAUAUCAAAUAUGCGAGAAGUAGGUCCAAUUCUUACCUUCCAUGGCUUUGUUUGGAGUAAUGUUCGGAGGCGGCGCAGAUGGACUAGCAGUUGUAUCCCCCCUCAGGCUGAUGCCUACAGCCUGUUUAAGGAUGUGGCUUUGGAAAUUCUCACCAACACCAAGAAGCCCCGUGAACAUGGCAACUUUUCUUUACCUUUAGAUUUGAUAGGCCAGGGUGCCUGGCCUCACCCCGCAUUGUCCUCACCAGUCAUGACCCCUAAGAACAUGGAGGCAGGUGUGGAUAUUGCAGCAGGGACCCCAGUGAGCAACACCCUGCCCAUGCCAGAACCCAGCGUCCAGGAGGAGCCAGCACCACGUGCGUAUUUCCCAGAAACGUGGCUGUGGGACCUGGUGCCUGUGGGCGAGGGGGGCUCCAAGGACGUCCCAGUCUCGGUGCCCGACACCAUCACAGAGUGGAAAGCUGGGAUGUUCUGCACGGCGGAGUUGGGCUUUGGGCUCUUGCCCACGGCCACCUUCACGGCCUUCAAACCCUUCUUUGUGGAGCUGGCCUUGCCGUACUCCGUGAUCCAGGGAGAGACCUUUGCCCUAAAGGCCACCGUCUUCAACUACCUGCGGCAGUGCAUCAAGGUGCGGGUGAUGCUGGCGGAGUCUGCGCAGUUCCAGGUGCAGGCGGGCGAGGACGGCGCCUACAACAGCUGCCUCUGUGCAGACAAAGGGAAAACCUUCCAGUGGGAGGUGACGGCGAACAGCCUCGGGGAGGUGAACGUCACCGUCAGCACCGAGGCUCUGCGCACCGAGGAGCUGUGCGGCACAGAGCUGGCCGUGGUGCCAGCCCAGGGGCGAGUGGACACCGUGAUAAAGCCCCUGCUGGUCCAGCCGGGGGGGAUCCUGGAGGAGAAGGUGCACAGCUCCCUGCUCUGCCAGGAAGCCUCGGAAGAAAUCUCCUUGCAGCUGCCUGCGAACGUCCUGGCAGGGUCCGAGCGGGCCCACGUGACUGUCCUGGGAGACAUAAUGGGCACGGCUCUGCAGGACAUAGACCACCUGCUGGCCAUGCCCGACGGCUGCGGAGAGCAGAACAUGGUCCAGUUCGCUUCCAACAUCUACAUCCAGCAGUACCUGGAGAAGAGCGGGCAGCUGAGCCCGGAGAUCAGAGACAAAGCCCAGGGAUUCCUCCAGAGCGGCUACCAGCGCGAGCUGCUCUAUAAACACAAUGACGGCUCUUACAGCGCCUUUGGGGAUAGCGACGACACGGGCAACACCUGGCUGACGGCCUUCGUUCUCAAGUCCUUUGGUCAGGCCAGGCCCUACAUCUCCAUCAAUGAAAAGCACCUAGAGGACGCCCUAAGGUGGCUGCAGCACCACCAGCUGGAGAACGGCUGCUUCCGCAGUGUGGGGAAGCUGUUAAACAACGCCCUGCAGGGCGGCGUGGUGGAUGAGCUCUCUCUCUCGGUUUACAUCACGGCAGCGCUGCUGGAGUUGGGGCAGCCGCUCACGGACCGUAUGGUGACCAGGGCCCUCCAGUGCCUCCGGGAGUCGAGCACCAGCGACCUCUACACGCAGGCGCUGCUGGCCUACGCCUUCGGGCUGGCGGGGAGCACUGAGCUGCGGGACGCUCUCCUGCAGCGCCUGGCCCAGCACAGCGUCAGCGCCGGGGGACAGCUGCACUGGCAGAGGAAGGUGAAGGCCCUGCCCAGCCCCUAUGGGAACCAGGCCCUGUCAGCGGAGGUGGAGAUGACUGCUUAUGUGCUCCUGGCCUAUCUCUCCCUUCCCAACGUGUCUGCUGCCGACAUGACGACUGCUGCCCAGAUCGUCCGCUGGCUCAGCAAGCAGCAGAACCCCUACAGGGGCUUCGCCUCCACGCAGGACACGGUGGUGGCCCUGCAGGCCUUGGCCAAAUACGCGGCCCUGACGUACAGCGCGAGCAUGGCUGUGUCGGUGAUGGUGAGCUCCCAGGCCGGGGCCCGGCAGCAAUUCCACGUGGAGAACGCCAACCGGCUGGUGCUGCAGCGAGCGGCCCUGCAGGAGAUCCCCGGGCAGUACACGGUGCGGGCCAGCGGCAAGGGCUGUGUCUUUGUGCAGCUGACUCUGCGUUACAACGUGCCGCCCCCAAAGAGCACCACAACCUUUGACCUGCGGGUGGAGACGGAGCCAAAGGAGUGCACCGAGAGCGCCAGAUCCCGCUUCAGCCUCGUGCUGCACGCCCGGUACAGCGGGGAGCGCCCAGCCUCCAACAUGGCCAUCAUCGAGGCCAAGCUGCCGUCCGGCUAUACCUCCGUCAAGAGCUCCCUGCAGCAGCUGGAGAAGCAGCCUUUGGUGAAGAGGCUGGAGGUGCAGAACGACCAGGUGACGCUCUAUCUGGACCAGCUGACGAAGGAGGCGGCAAAUUUCACCUUUUCCCUGGAGCAGGAUUUCCCUUUGAAGAAUCUCAGAGCAGCCCCAGUGAGACUGUACGAUUACUAUGAGAAGGGUGAACACACAGAGGCCGAGUACAGCGCCCCCUGCGGCUCAGGUGAGGAAAAUAAAGAACAUGGCCAUGUGAGUGCAGAGUACCAGGAAGGUUCCACCUAAAGUACGGUCAUUUGGAGGGCUAGUUUCAAUGUCCAGAAAAGGUAGAGAUCUCUCGGAAUUUUCUACUAAAAUACUCCUAACUUCAGCAUAUUGGAUUAUCCCUGAAGACGUCAUGUUGGAAUUGGUUAUGGUAUACGCCUAUGUACUUGAAGGAUAUUGUUAUAUGGUUAUUAAGGAACAAAAAGGGAAUAAUACCCCAAUAUUCUUCACGCUACAUGACAAUCGGGAACAUGAUCCAAGUUUGAACCCCACUGGGCAACUAAAGUACAUAAAGAAAUUAUCCACUGGAUGCAGCUGGAUGUUAGACCCCUCACCAUUUCUUGGAUGUUCACAGGAUCUCAAAGACUGGGACUCUUUUAAAUGUGUUAAGAUGAAGAUCUCUGUACCACCGUAUGUAUCGCCUGCGAAUUUCAGUAUGUCAGCCAUUCGUCACCAUCACAAUCCUCACACCUCCAUUGUCAAACUGUAUGUAUACACUCCGGAUAAUCAGUACCACAUUAUGAAUUUAUCAUGCCAUCCUUGCUAUAAUCAGUGUUCCACUUCGUUGAGCCAUUAUGUUUUGUCUAAAUUUUAUCUUUUGGAUAAUUCCGUUCUUAUAUACAAUGUCACUUGUACCGGGCAAUAAACUAUAGGAAUCAACAUCUCAGACUCUGGGAAAUGGACAGUGAAAGGUCCUUUUGAACUGGUUGAACACUUUAAGAUUACUGUCUCUCCACCACCAAGAAUAAGUUAUGUGGGACCAUUUGUAAUCAAGAAGGAUAUCACAAGAAUCAUCAUGAUUGAUCCCCAGUUUGUCCUUAAAUGUAUAAUCAUGCCUGUGCAAAUUUCCGUCAUCCCAAUGCAUAGUACUUGUGCUCCAUACGUCAUUCCCCUUCUCAGAGGAUGGAAUGCCUGGCUUAAAGGUAUCUUGACCACCUCUACGUAUCAAAGGCGUAAACGUGAUCUAGUGGCAAAGGUCCUGGGUAACGUAGGAGCUGGACUUGGCGUUUUAAAUACAAUAGACCAAAAUCUAUCGGCCAAAAGAAUUGGGGAAUUGGGUCAUGAUGUUUCGACGCUAUCUGAACCACUGUCUUCAGCCCUACUAGAGCUCGGCAAAACAGAAUUUGACAUUGUAAAUAUAUUACCAUACUGUCUCAAAGUACAAGAGCUGGACCAUCUCAGUGUAUUAGGAGCCUUAGGAAUUCUACAGUCAAAUCUGUCAGAGGUCUUUGCAUGCGCUGAGGCCCAGCAGUGACUCCCGGAUAUUGCCAAAUCAAUCAUAAGAGAUGAUUUCAGUGGCAAUCUGCCUUUAGAACUUAAAAGAAUUCUAUGGACUAACUCAACAGACUUUGAAAGAACACAUCAUCAAUGGUGGAAGGUAGUUAACUUCACCUAUUUCCCCUAUAACCAUACCAUCAUUGCCCUUGUCCUCACCCUAAAGGCAGCCACCCAGGAAGACAUCUAUCCAAUUAUAGAUGAGUCUCUUUGCAAUUAAGUCCUUAUUGGUACCCUUGGAAACAAGUAAAUGGGUUCAUCUUAGGGCUAAGGAGUACGAAGUGAUUAAUCUCCAGGUGUGUGAAGAACAGAAAGGAUUGAGGUACACGUGUACUACAGGUGUGUUAGAAGAAUCACAUGUAUGUUUAAACACUAAACCAGGCAUCUGCAAUUAUGAACUACACCAUCAUUCCGUAGACAAUCAUUCUGCAGUGCUAGAAGUGGACAGACAUUGUCUUUGCAUUAGAAGCCUCUGACCAAUGUUCAUAGUUAAUAAGUUUUAUAAAAUUAAAAACAAUUUUACGGCCAACAUAUGUCUGUGUCAAAUUUACAGCAUAGUAGGAUUUGAUAUCCAAAUCACCCUACAUGACAUAGAAACAGAAGACAUACAAACUAUAAAAUAUAUGAUUACCUUGAGCCAAAACAUAUUGGAGCAGAGUUGGAG
Messenger RNA from Malaclemys terrapin pileata, 6363 nucleotides. RefSeq names its product alpha-2-macroglobulin-like protein 1. The record is from RefSeq and is a predicted model, not a curated record. Gene Ontology annotation, molecular function: endopeptidase inhibitor activity. Lineage: Eukaryota; Metazoa; Chordata; Testudines; Emydidae. Gene Ontology annotation, cellular component: extracellular region.